AUGUCAGUAGCUCCCGGCCUCGGUUCGAUACCGUCUGAACGAGCGCUGAGCCCAUUCGACACCCUCCCACAGAUCCCUGGUCUGACCGCACGAUGGUACGUUCGCACCGCAGGCUACAACGUCGUCGAGACCCGACCCAACCCUGCCAUCCUCGACGUCGGUCUGGCCAUCUCCAUGGCCCUCGGCGUCAUCGCCAAUCUUGGAUUGAUCAGCCGCUUCCUCGAACGGAAACCGUAUCUCUGCACCUGGAUCUCUAUCGUGGCCCUGACCGCGCACGAUGUGAUCAACAUCUCCAUCGUCAUCGCUUUUGGAGUCGUGCACCGCUUCUCCGAUGGUUUUGUAAGUUUUUUCCCGCCCCCCAUUUCGAACUCCGUCUCGGCGUGAUCUUGAAGUGGGCUGAUCUUUCCCCUGAUCAUCACACGUCUAGACCUAUGGUGUGGCUUACUGGAUGACUGUUGCCUCCACCGCCGCUUCCCUCACGUGCAACAUCACCCUCGUGCUCGACCUCGUGCGCACGCGCGACUUCAAAGCCAGUGGAUCAGGUUUGACCGAGAAGCAACGCGCGCUCGUCAUCGCCGUCAUGAGUCUACUCUGCUACCUCGGCCUCGGUUCUCUCGUCUUCUCCUUCAUGGAAGAUUUCUCCUACAUCGACUCACUCUAUUUCACCAUCGUCACCAUCACCUCCGUCGGCUUUGGCGAUCUCGUUCCGACGACCGUAGGCGCCAAGAUCUUUAGCUUCUUUUACGAUCUGUGUGGUUUGGUACUCUUGGCGUUCACGAUCGCGAUCGCUCGAGAGACGGUGUUGGAAACGUUCGAGGCCAACUAUCGAGCGAGGAGGGACAUGUUGGCUAAGAAAGCGAGGGAGAGGAAAGAGGAUAAGCGACGGCGGACGAGAGAAAGGAGGAUAAGGUUGGAACAGCAGUUGAGGGAGAGGUUGGAAGAGAGCCCUUUGAAUGUCCGCGACGGAGGAGUCGGCCUGUCGCCUGUCAUGCUUACGGCUGUUGCUAUGGGGGGAGGACGAGGUGGUCGAGGCCUGUCUAGGUUCGGGACGAAGGAACCUACGACCCCGACGAUCCACGCCGUGCCGAGUAAAGAGGACCGAGCGACCCAACGAGCGUUGGAUUUCGCCCUCGAGAGGGAGUCGGGUCUCUCAUUUUGGAAGGCCUCUUCGAGAUGGGUCAAGCGACGAGUCGGGAUCAUGGAGGCGUACACACCGCAUUGCGAGGGUCCCAAUCAUCACCGCGAUGCCGAUGCCGGCAAUGCGGAAACGGCCGUCGGGUCCUCCGAGCACAAGCUCGGCCAUGAGCUAACUCGAACGAUCACGUCCGAAUCGACCGUCAGUCGCGUUCAUGACGAACACCUCAAAUCGCUCAAGGAAGAACUGCAACAUGAGCAAGAAGUCGAAUUGAGGACCAAGAUGUCUUUGGCGUUGUCGCUCUUCCUCGUCUUUUGGCUCGUCGGUGCCGCCGUCUUUCAUUUGACCGAAGAAUGGACCUACUUCAAUAGCAUGUGGUUCUGCUUCAUCUUUUUCACGACGAUUGGGUACGGCGAUUAUUCGCCGCAGAGUAAUGCGGGGAGGGCGUUCUUUAUAGCUUGGGCUUUGUUCGGUAUCGCCAACAUGGUCAGUCGGAUUCGAGAGAAGAAGGAAAAAGAAAAAACCCUGUCGCUGACCUGAGUGGUUUUUGCAGACCCUGACUUUAUCGGUCGUUACCGAGUCAUGGUCCUCACGGUACAAAUCGACCAUCAUCGAUGGCAAACGGCGUCGCGUACUCGGUCGUCUGAGGAGCAUGAACACCUCCGCCGACACGAGCGCCUUGCGCCUGCUCGCUCUCGACGGUUUCCACCACGAAGACGAGAUCGAAGCCAAGGACCUGCCGACCAAAUUGAUGGACGCGAUUCGUGGAUUUCAAGAUCACGCGAGGUACUUCAUGUUAGGUCGAAUGGGCGACGUUCCCGAGAAUCUACGCCAACUCUUCGAUGCCGCCGGUCAUUUCAAUCAUGAACUCGAAGCGAUGAUUCAGGAUGGUGGGAUCGAAGGAGCGCAGUCGGGAGAUACGAAACAUUUCUUGUUCAUGGUCUCGUACGAGAGACAGUUCGACGUCCUGAUGGAUGCCGCGGAGCGUUUGAGUCAGGUCUUUAAGAGUCAUGAGGAUGAAUUGGAGAAGAUGAGGGAUUUGAACAAUAGGUUAAGGGUCGCGCUGGCUAAGGCUGAGACAGGGGAGGGGACGGAUCUGGGAGAACAGACGUUGGAUGAGCUAGGGGUCGUGGCUCCGGUCGAGAUUGGCAAGGAAGAUGGACCAAAAGAGGAGGGGUUGUUCCACAAACGCCCUCUGGGUGGAUACGGUGACGAACAGACCGAAUUAGAAGUCGAACAAACCCUCGAUGCGGACGACGACGACGACGACGAUAUCGGCGAUGACGACAGCCUCGCCAUCGGCUACAAGAGGAAAGGUCUCGUACCCGGUCCAGUUGCAACGCCCACUCCGACCAUCGCCCUGACCGACGCUGAAGAGGCGCUUCGUAGUUCCUCGGCGAUGCUGGAGCAUGUGUCGACUGUAUCGCAGGGAAGGCCCAAGUUACGCCUCAUGACCCCUUCUCCAAACGAGGCGUGGCCGGCCAACGUUGGCUCCUCCGUCGCUUCACCCUCCAAUCUACGACCACCGUCCACGCUUGGCGGUGGCGCUCGUUCGUCCAUUUGGUCGUCGGACGCACAACCCACACCUUGGUCUAAUACCAACCUUGGACGUACGCCAGCUCUGACCUUCUACGAACCCGAACGACCCUCCACGCCCUCUCGAGCACCUGCAUCGAGCCAUUCCAGCUCAUCGACCACCUUUCGAAGGUUCUCGACGGCGCCUCCGGGGAAGUGA
Molecule: messenger RNA, 2870 nt
Organism: Microbotryum saponariae
Lineage: Eukaryota; Fungi; Basidiomycota; Microbotryomycetes; Microbotryales; Microbotryaceae
Source: the annotation of a GenBank genome assembly